Molecule: messenger RNA, 1209 nt
Organism: Lathyrus sativus (Indian pea)
Lineage: Eukaryota; Viridiplantae; Streptophyta; Magnoliopsida; Fabales; Fabaceae
Source: the annotation of a GenBank genome assembly
AUGGAGGUUGUUGAAGGUCAAGAACGUACGAAUGUAACGAAUCAAUUGUUGAUGGCAAACCCUACAACUCAUCAUGUAAUCAUCGAUAUAACAACAACGACGACGACAACUCCGAGGACUUCCAUUUCUGAAGCUUCUCCUUCUUCUGUUAAUGGCGGUGGUGGUGUUGAUGAUGUUUCUCGUCAAUCUUCAAAUUCUAGGUUAAGAGGGGAUUCAUUAGAACGUAGUGCUAGGACUCCAUUGAGCUCGGGGUUUUGUGUUUCUUUGGAAUUUGUAUUUACGGUUACUCAAAUUGUUAUUUCUGUUGUUGUUCUUAAUUCGUCGAGAAAUGAACAUCCGCAUGCUCCAUUGUUUACUUGGGUUGUUGGUUAUGCUUCUGGAUGUGCUGCUUCGCUUCCUUUGUUGUUGUGGAGAUAUUUUGCUAGGGAACGGAAUGAGUCUCAAAGCUCCACCACGGGUGAUGAUCCUUCCGGGAUUCUGCUUUCGAAUCAGACUACAAAUCAAGGUGAAGAAGAUGGUGUUCCUGUUUCAUCCAAUCAGGCUUCGUCGGUGUUCACGAAUACCAGACUCAAGAUACUUAUGGAAUACUUCAAAAUCGUCCUAGAUUUAUUUUUUGCAUCAUGGUUUGUUAUUGGAAACAUAUGGAUAUUUGGAGGGCAUUCAUCCGCUAAUGAAGCUCCAAAUUUAUACCGGUUAUGUGUAGUGUUUCUUACUUUUAGCUGCAUCGGUUAUGCAUUGCCCUUCAUUCUAUGCUUAACAAUCUGCUGCUGUCUUCCUUGUAUAAUUUCCACUCUUGGGGUCAAUGAGGAUAUGCCACAAACCAGAGGGGCAACCUCUGAAUGCAUUGAUGCUUUACCAACUCACAAGUUCAAAUUGAAGAAAAGCAAAAGCAUAGAUGAAAGCACUCCGGCCGUUAUUGAAGGUGGAAUUGUUUCCGUAGGAACCGAAAAGGAACGCGUGAUCUCCGGAGAAGAUGCAGUUUGCUGCAUAUGCAUAGCGAACUAUGAAAACGACGAUGAAUUGAGAGAAUUGCCUUGUUUACAUCUUUUCCACAAAGAUUGCGUAGACAAGUGGUUAAAGAUAAAUGCAUUAUGCCCCCUUUGCAAAAGGGAAGUUGGCAGGAAUGAAACAGAACCAGUCAUCGAGGAAAAUGCCGGCCGACAAAGGGGCGAGAGCAGGGUUGAGAAUAGUCCCAAUACCUCAUCGUAA